AUGAGAGUUUAAGCUACAUCAUUUAGAUUACCUGCUCUUAAAUUAUAACCUAAAGACUCUCAAUUUAGUCUGAGUUAUGGUGAUAAUAACUAAUCAAGUUCUUCGAUGAUAAAAUAUUAGAGUAACCCUUAAAGAUAUUAUGACCCAUCUCCUAUUAAGAAAAGAGUAAGAGGAAUGACAAUUGCUAUAUAUAAUAGCUAAGAGAAAUUAAAAACUGCAGAAUUUCGUUAUGGAAGUGAUUUAAUUACUUAAACUCAACCUCUCAACUAAAGUUCUUCAGUUGCUAAUACUGUUCGUAAAUAUAGAAGCAAACUUAAAUAAUUAAUGUACUAGCCUCCAAAAGAAGAUGGAGGAUUAUCUCGAGAUCCAAGAAUUUAUUCUUUUAAAGAGCCUACUGCUACUAUUCGAUUAGAUCGUUUAACUAAUGAUCGUGCUGAUUAAUAAUUGAAAGACAAAAUUACUUAAUUAAUGAGCAAAGUGAAGUUACUCUUAUCUACUUAACAUUUUUAUCAGGAACCGCAUCAAUAGGAGACUUUCCAAGUUACAAUGGUUCGGCUUAAAGAUGAAUAUGAUUGCUUAUAUUAAGACUUUAAUGAUUACUAUGUACAAAAUAAGAAAGUUGAUAAUUAAGUUACAUCAUUAUUUAAUCAUAUGGAAAUGAUUAAAACCCUUCUACAACCAAAAAGACCUAUAAUGACUAGAAAAGAAUCUAUUAUUACCUUUGAUGAAGUUCCUAAAGAAUCUACAAUUUCAGAACCAUCAGAAAAAAUUUAAGAAACUCCAAAAUUAUCUUAAAUAGAAGAAAUACCACUUCCAUAACCUUAAUUAACUCCAGUCAUCUCUUAUGAAGAACCUCACGAAGAAAGUGGAUUUACUCCUCUUACAUCAAUAUAACUUAAUGAAGAUUAGCCACCUAGUGAUUUAGAAAAGGAAGAUAUUAUUAAUAAUAAUAGUCCAUGUAGUCCUAAAAAGAAAAGAAUCAAAAAUAAAAGAAGUCCUUAAAAAUCUUAAAAAUCAAUUAUUUUAUAACCCUCUGUUUAAGAUCUCUCUUUAUUAGAUUUACAUCCACAAUCUUCAUAAAAAUAAUAAUUGAGUUCAAGAUCCAAAGUUCCUUUAGAAGAUAUUCCUUUAAAAUCUGUAAGAAGUACUUAAAGUGAUCAAUUACCUGAAAUAGAAAAAUAAGAUGAAACUCCAUUAUCUGAGAAAGCUCCAUUAAAAAGAUAAAUUAGUAAUCUUGGAUCUCUCAAUAAAAGAAGAAACACAGUUCUCGAAAAUAAAUAAGGGAGAAGAACUUAAAAAGGUGCUGCAGCUAUUUCUGAAUAAGAUGAUAGUUAAUCUGAAUAAGGUGAUACUUAAAAUUAAUAAAAUGAAGAGCUUACUGAAAAUUAAGAAGAAGAAUAAUCAGAAAAUUUAACUAAAAACUAUUAUUAUGAUAGCCUAUUAGAUAAGUUAAUCUAAUCUGAAAAUAUUUACAGAUUUCCAUACUAUUAAACAUGGGAAUUUCAUGAAAAUUAAAUUAUUUAGGGCAUCAUUUUUGGUGAAUUUGAUUUGUGA
Paramecium sonneborni is the source of this 1554-nucleotide messenger RNA. The record is from the annotation of a GenBank genome assembly. NCBI's taxonomy places the organism in Eukaryota, Ciliophora, Oligohymenophorea, Peniculida, Parameciidae.